UAAGUAGCAGCAGCGAAAAAAUCGAUACAACAUCAACAAUAAACAGUGGCGGUGCUGCUUGCUUGGCCUACAAACAUAUCUGCAUAGCUCAGCAGCCUAGCAUACAAUAGUGCGGUGGUGCGAUAGUGUGCGUGUGUAUAUGGAGAUGUGUGCGGUGGCAUGCCUGUGCAGCCGCAUACUUGCAUGCACGCGCAUAUCGCCUUUUUAAUACCCAGCCGCCAGCCGCCAGCCAUCAGUUAUAAUCGCAUGCCGAUAACGUAAUACUUGCACCCAGUGGUGGAUGAGCAUUUCCCAUAUGGACACCUCCAGCUGACCAAAAGUUUGCGAUUGUGCGUUUAAUACAUAAACAAAUAAAUAUUAUUAACUGCAAGUGCUGUGCACACACACACACACACGCGUGCUCGUGCUUUAUGAGAAUUUGUCCAUUUUUCUGCUUUACGCAUAACUAACUAUAAAGCGUAUACCUACACAUAAGCACACACACGCACAUACACAUGUAUUCAUGUUAUAUGUGGAUGUGUUCAUAUAUGCAGCACAAGGUCAAACACACGUACACACACACAUACAUGCGCGACGUAUUAUCAAUUAACUAAGUGCGGCGGCUGGAGUGAAUGCAGAAAAGCAACAACAACAACAUCCACAACGACCAAAAAAAGAUGGUCGACUUAAAUACUUGCCCGCCUACGCCACCGGGGGGCGAACGCUUUAAAAUCAAAAGCUUUAUGGGACGCACUCCAGGCAUUGGAAUACUCAAGUCGAAAUUUCUAACAGUGCUGGGGAAUAGUAAUGAGCUGCUGAAUGGUAUUUCGAAUAAGCUCACACUUAGCAUCAGCUCCAGCGAAUCGGAGUACUGUGAUGAUGACGAAGAGGUUCCUAUAUUUGACGAUACUAUCGAUUACACUCAAAUUGAUUAUGAGUUUCGUCGCAUUAAGGCGCGUCGAGCGCAUGAAGAGAUCAUAUCAGGACGAUUUCGAUAUCCAAACUUAGCACCAAGACCCCGUUUAGAGGCCACACGCAUCAGCGCACGCGACAAAGUACGACGUUCCGCUUCGAGUUCCUCAACCUCCAGCUCCACAUCAUCUUCGAAUACACCACCCAUCACUCGUUCGCACGUAAGCAGCACUACGCGUUCCAAUUCUAUAGAGUCACGCCAUUCUGGUGGCUAUGGACGACCCGGACGUGCUAUACCGGGCGCUCGACGCAGUGAACUCGACAUACAAAGAGACUUGUCGCGCAUAACCGACUUGCUAAGUGUAAAUGCUGGCGCUGCCGCGGGUACAAGCGCUACUGGUGCGCCACAUAUCGAUGUGCAACCACCAUCCGAUCGAGAAUGCGCCAACAACUCCGCCGAGCAUCGCAAUCAUCCGACGCAUUUACACAUGGAUAUACCAGCCACGACACAGUCAGGCACAAGUAUGGUGGUGCCACCGCGCAGUCGUAACUCGAAUAGCAGCACGGUGACUAGUUUGCGCGACGAUCCCGAUGUGCAAUUUAGUCCGAGCAUCGAGUCCACAGAUUGGCGCAAUUUUAUACGCUCUGAGUCGCAAAAUUCGGUACCAUCGUGGGCGUCCUCCAUCAGUUUGGAUUGCCGUGUGGGUGAGGAACCGGUGAAGGAAUUCAUGAAACGUUUCACUGAGGUGCUUUUUACGAACGCUUCGGCAAUUGGACUGGAAUUGAAGGCGGAAUUUGGCGCGCUGGCGCGUAUCGAUGCGGGGCGGCAAUGGUUCACGCGUUUCCUGCUUGAGCAGAAAACUAAAUCGAAGCGUGUCGAUGAGGUGACUUUCCAUUCGCUGGUACAGUAUUUCGCCAUUGUCUUGUUCGAGUGCGGUGAAUGUGAGGACUUUGCACCGGCGGCGAUAAUUAUGAAUGUUUGUUUUAUUUUCUAUCAUGACAUUGAAGUUCCUGGCUGUGAUCCGUAUCGUGAGUACCUCUUCACUUAUAUGAGACGGCAGCCGAUUUGGUAUAGCCAACGCUUUUGGGGUGCCGCUUGCUUCGAGGCUGUGCAGAGUGAACGUGAGCAUCGUUUGAACCUGCGUAAGCGACGUGCGGAGAAGAAGCGACGAAAUAAAGCGCAAUUCGCAGCAAAGACUGCGGAUGAGUCCAUUGUGAAAGAGACGCCGCUAGCAGAUGCAUCGAAUGCAAACAAGGCGCCGGCGGACGUUGCUAGUGCUUGUGUAGUUGUAGAAGGGGAAGUCGGCUCCACGUCCAGUUCCUCAAAUCAUGGCAAUAUUGUGGCCUUAAAGGUGCAGUCGGUUAGGAAAUCUGCUUCGCAGGCAAGUGCUGAAGUCACUUCUGCAAUCGGUAGCACCGGUGCUUCGGCGGAGACGACAGCAUUGGUGGGCGGUUCGAGCUCUGCAGUGGUCGUCGAAAAGCAGCAACAACUCGAUCCGCACUCCAUAGAGAAUAUUGUGUUUCGACAACUGGGGGCCUUUAGUUGCAAUAUGCACUCAUUGGGCCUACCUCAAGAUAUGUGCCUAGAUUUUUUGAAAAAACAAUCGGCAACGGCAAGCCAUACUUUAUCAAAGGAGAAAACCAAGCUCAUCAAGGACAACAUAAUGCGCAUGUACCAUGAAACCGAUUCGUGGGGUGCGAAAGAGUCCUGAGCUGUUUUCCCCGCCCACUUUAAGACAUAAC
Molecule: messenger RNA, 2634 nt
Organism: Anastrepha ludens (Mexican fruit fly)
Lineage: Eukaryota; Metazoa; Arthropoda; Insecta; Diptera; Tephritidae
Exons: 7
Coding region: 612-2603 (663 amino acids)
Source: RefSeq, a predicted model, not a curated record